Messenger RNA from Dicentrarchus labrax (European seabass), 812 nucleotides. Its product is annotated as interleukin-23 subunit alpha-like. Gene Ontology annotation, cellular component: extracellular region. Gene Ontology annotation, molecular function: cytokine activity. Bases 55 to 651 code for a protein of 198 amino acids. Gene Ontology annotation, biological process: immune response. The transcript is spliced from 4 exons. NCBI's taxonomy places the organism in Eukaryota, Metazoa, Chordata, Actinopteri, Moronidae. The record is from RefSeq and is a predicted model, not a curated record.
CACUCACAGGGACGAGCUCACACCGCCACAGCUCCAAACUCACUGAAACUCAUCAUGGAUUUUUGUUUCGCGACUUUUGCUGCUCUUUUCUUGCUCUUCUCGGCUGCAUCCUGCGCUCCGGCCGGCCACAGCCUGCACGAUGCAUGUGCGGCUGUACAGAGGAGCUCUCUGGAGCUUAAUCACCUUGCCAAAGGUGUAUCAGUCGAGGCACGAAAUGGAUCCAAACAUAUGGGUACUUUCACCACCAAUCUUGUCUGGAUGGAGGCUAAAGACAUGUGUGAUCCCGAGAGCCUCAGACAGAAGUCUGAGCCAUGCAUUAGCAAGAUACACGAUGUCCUAAUGAGCUACAACUCCUUAAUGAAGAGGCUUGAGCAAUUUUCCAGCUGUGCAAGGUUUGCCAGCAAAGUGAUGCCAGCGAUGCACAAACUGCACACAGAUAUGAGCAAAUGUGUGAAUGCGAUUACAGGAGUGAAUCCCCACAAGCACAUCAGUAAUGAAGAGACUCAUCCCAUGAUGCCUCGCUGGGAGCAGAAUCUGCUCUGCCGCUACACCCUGGACAGACUCUUCUCCUUCUCCAUCCUCACCGCUCGGGUCUUUGCCGUCGGUGACCCGGCUCAUCACGCCGAUGGCUCUGCUCAGAAAUGCUUGUAGAACAUGAGAUGUCGCUGACAUGAAUCGUACUAUCAUCCUUUAUUUGAUCACAUUGAUCAAAGUCUUUUGUACAGCCUUCAGCAGCUGACUAUGUAUCUACAACAGUAUUUCCACUCAUUUCUACAAUGUAUACAUGCAGUGUAUUUCCAAUGGAAUUAUUA